Molecule: messenger RNA, 1908 nt
Organism: Ustilago hordei
Lineage: Eukaryota; Fungi; Basidiomycota; Ustilaginomycetes; Ustilaginales; Ustilaginaceae
Exons: 1
Coding region: 1-1908 (635 amino acids)
Biological process (GO): glutathione catabolic process
Cellular component (GO): plasma membrane
Molecular function (GO): glutathione gamma-glutamate hydrolase
Source: RefSeq, a predicted model, not a curated record
AUGCUCGGACGGGACGCUCCCCUAGCCUCUACUUGGGCUGCUCUUCUCGCAGCCCUUCUCCUAAUCGUCACCAGCGAGAUCGCUGCUUCUCCUGUCACCUAUCCCUUCCUCGAGGUCCGCAACAAUGAUCAACAGCCAUCCUUCUACGGAGCUGCCUCCCAAGGCAACGCUCCUGCCUACCGCGUUACUGGCAAGAACGGUGCUGUCUCAUCCGAGGUUGACGUCUGUUCCAACAUCGGCGCUCAGCUCUUGCAGGACGGUGGCUCAGCCGUCGACUCAGUGAUUGGUACCGCACUGUGCGUCGGAUCCAUCGCCUCAUUCCAUUCUGGCUUUGGUGGAGGUGGCCACGCUCUCCUCAGGUCGCCUGUCUCUCAGGAUGCCAACACCAACCACAAGCGUAGCAACGACAACGACGCUCACAGCAAGAGUGCCAACUACAUCCACGUUGACUUCCGUGAGACAGCUCCGGCUGCUUCCACUGAGGACAUGUUCUCCGCCAACCCUGUCAAGGAUGCUUCUCUGCACGGUGGCCUUGCGGUCGGUGUUCCAGGAGAGCCCAAGGCUUGGUGGGACCUCCAUCAGAAAUAUGGCAAACUUCCAUGGUCUAAGUUGUUCGAGCCUGCCAUUACACUCAAUCGUCUGGGCUUCAAGGUCACCACGGAGUUGGCCAAGGCUCUCAACACUACUCAGUAUCCCUUCCUCUGCUCAGAGCCUCUCUGGAGCGAGGUAUACUGUCCCCAUGGCAAGCCAGCUGGGCUCGGACAAACCAUCAAGAAGGAGCGCUUCGCAAAGACCCUUGAGUUGCUCGCUCAGCAGGGUAUUGAUCCCUUCUACCACGGAGACGUUGCAGCAGACAUCGUUGACACUAUCCAUAACAACAAAGUGUACAAGGGCAUCAUGACUAGGGAAGACCUGGCCAACUACAAGGUCGAGUUCCGUACACCUCGCAACGUCACUCUUAGGGGAGGAGAGUACAAUAUCUAUGGUACUGUCGCUCCUUCCUCUGGAAGCGUCGUGCUUUCGACCUUGCAGACUGUUGACCAGUUUCGUGCUGAUGGACAGGAAAAUCUGAAGGAUAUCAACCUUUCCACCCAUCGUUUCAUCGAGGCGAACAAGUUCUCCUACGGAGAGAGAACCAAUUAUGGGGAUCCAGCUUUUGUUAAGGACGUCUCACGUCUCGAAGGAGAGUACCUCCAGCUAGGCUUUUCGAAGAAGAAGAAGGCCAAGAUCGACGACACUCGUACUUUCCCUACAGCUUAUUACAUCCCAGAGAACAAGAAAACGGAUGUGCUGACCGAUCACGGCACAUCGGCCAUCACGGUCGUCGAUUCCGACGGUAUGGCAAUUUCUUUAAUCACCACCGUCAACACUUUCUGGGGGAGCACUUUGAUGACCAAAUCAGGCUUCCCUCUUAACAACGAGAUGGAUGACUUUUCUUCGCCUGGAUCGUCGAACUUCUUCGGCUUUGCGCCCAGCGCAGCCAACUACAUUCGUCCUGGCAAGCGGCCUCUAUCUUCCAUCUCAGCCGUGAUCGCGGAAAAUGCGCACACAGGCGAGCUCAAACUCAGUCUCAGCUCUGCCGGCGGUUCCCGGAUCAUCACUGCCGUCACUCAGGUCGCCUACGACGUUUUGUUCAAGGGCGAGAAUGCUCAGAAGGCUCUUGCUGAGCCGAGAUGGCAUGAUCAGUUGAGCCCCGGCCAGACCACGGUUGAGAGCGCUGCGCCUCAGGUCCCUGGCUUUGUUGGGUUCAGCAAACAGACAGCAGCUUUUUUGGCUACCGUAGGACACAACAUCUCUUGGGUUCCCAUUGGAAGCUCGACCGCUCAGGCAGUCGAAAGGCUCCAAAAUGGAGAGUUGUUGGCUGCGACUGAGGUCAGGCAGCUCGCUGCUAAGGGUGCUGCCUUCUAA